AUUAUUAAGGGCUUUAUUUAUUCCAUUGGCAUUGGCGUUGUCACGGGAAAAGCAAUUUUAACGAUGAGUAUUUCGGUUUCUUGCUCUUCUCUCUACUCUAGCAAGCACUUGUGUAAAUCUCCCAGCUCACAUCAAUACAGAGCGUUUUGCCACGCCUCUCCUCAACUUCAACAGUUUCACAGGAAGCAACAGUUAAACUUUAGCUCCUUAGUUUAUAAUCCAUUUAGGUCAUUGGUAAUGAACAAGAGAAGGCGUGGAGUUGGUGCAGUCUGCUAUUCUGCGCCGUUUACUUAUCGGAAUCUUCAAUGGGUCUCCACUGUUUGUACUACGGCCUUAAUGCUAGCUCGGGGAACAGCCAUUCACAAAUCAUUUCUUGUUCCUUUCUUUGUCCUACAAGCACCUCCAAGCAUCGUCACAUGGAUGAAGGGUGAGUAUGGCAUCUGGACUGCAUUCUUAGCCCUUCUUGUUCGCCUUUUCUUUGUGAUUCCUGGGGAGCUAGAGUUGCCAUUCAUAACUCUGCUGUUGGUCAUUGUGUCCCCAUAUCAGAUUAUGAGGCUGAGAGGAACACAAGAAGGUGUUAUUAUCUCAUUGGCGAUUAGCGCUUAUCUGGCUUUCCAGCAUUUUACAAGAGCCGGUAGCUUGCAAAGAGCUUUGGAUCAAGGUUCAAUUCUUGCCACCUUAGCUACCAUUUGUAUUGUUGUUGUUCCGUGCCUGCAUUUGCUUUAGCGUGUUGUUGUGGGAAUAUGUCUAAUGAUAUGUAAUCUAUUGACUUCAGGUCAUCACAUAAUUAAUACAAUAUCUUGUUGGUUUAUAAUUCAUCA
Messenger RNA from Andrographis paniculata, 821 nucleotides. Its product is annotated as cold-regulated 413 inner membrane protein 1, chloroplastic-like. Gene Ontology annotation, cellular component: membrane. The record is from RefSeq and is a predicted model, not a curated record. The annotation marks the transcript as partial. Lineage: Eukaryota; Viridiplantae; Streptophyta; Magnoliopsida; Lamiales; Acanthaceae. The transcript has 6 exons.